Molecule: messenger RNA, 336 nt
Organism: Aspergillus luchuensis
Lineage: Eukaryota; Fungi; Ascomycota; Eurotiomycetes; Eurotiales; Aspergillaceae
Exons: 1
Coding region: 1-336 (111 amino acids)
Source: RefSeq, a predicted model, not a curated record
AUGCGACGGCCAGCUGUGACCGCCGCAAUGAUGGGGCCAGCGCACGCGGGGCAGGCAUUGGGCGAACGAACGCGCAGAAAUUCCAACUUCACGACCACAUCAUCAGCAAGAACAAGGCCAGUCAUUCAAUUUCGGCCGCGCGGGCACACACAGCAGAAGAUAAACCGAGUCGGCUAUUCCGCCGGAUACAAGGAGCAAUAUAGGCCGCCAGAUGAAGAGAUGAUGGCCUGCAGAGGACAAUACUCCGAUAUGAGACGGACAUUCCAGCGAGAAUCGGCUGUUUUCUUUGCAGCUCGCUUGUUGCAGAUAGUCCCCACAAACAGGAUCGUAGUCUAA